AUGAUGGUCGAAAGCUCCAUCUGUGUCACACUUCUUCGAAUUGCUGUCAUCAGACUCCACCGUAUCAUCAUCUGGUGUACCCUCGCAUUCGUAUUACUUUCUACAACCACUGUCAUUAUUGGGCUUUUCGUCAUCUGCAGUCCGAUAUCUACCGCUUGGGGUCAUGAGGGAAUAUGCGCCCCGACAAUCGUUAUCGCAAGUCUCGGAUAUCUUGUGUCGACUGGUGCAGUUGUAACAGACUGGAUCUGUGCUGUCUUACCCGUCUUUAUGCUAUACCAGGUGAAUAUGAAGCGGGCAAGCAAGUUCUCAGUCGCCAUAAUCCUAGGAGUUGCGGCUUUUAUCAUUCCAAAGCACCCAGCAGUAUCCGACUGGGAGCAACUCGACGGUGGUGGGUUCAGCGGAAAGAUCCAUGUCAAGAUAGACAUGGAGAUGCAAUCGUUAGACCGGUCAACGACAUCCCGGGCGUCAAACAGGUCUAGUGAAGGCCUAGUGCCAUAA
Molecule: messenger RNA, 498 nt
Organism: Fusarium pseudograminearum CS3096
Lineage: Eukaryota; Fungi; Ascomycota; Sordariomycetes; Hypocreales; Nectriaceae
Exons: 3
Coding region: 1-498 (165 amino acids)
Source: RefSeq, a predicted model, not a curated record